This is a messenger RNA of Paraglomus brasilianum, 1160 nucleotides long. The record is from the annotation of a GenBank genome assembly. NCBI's taxonomy places the organism in Eukaryota, Fungi, Glomeromycota, Glomeromycetes, Paraglomerales, Paraglomeraceae.
AAUAUAAUAAGUUGAAACAUGGCCUCUAUCCUAAGAAAUUGAGAUAUUCAGAUAAGCCCAAUCCACCACUUUGGAAAGAUUAUGAUUUAAUCAAAACCAUGGAAGCAAUUGUGAAGGCAGAAGAUCAAGGGUACAUUUUAGAAGAUGAUUUGAUUAAAGCAAUUGGUUCUGAACAAGUUGAUUCACUUGUAGAUUAUAAUUUUUUGCACUGUCGACCAACCCCGCUAUUUGCUAAUGAUAUUGACUCACCAGAUGAUGAAAUAAUUUUAACUGCAAUGAACCAGCCAUCAAAAUCAGAUGUCCAACAGGUGACUGAUGACUUAAAUAUGCAAGAUUGUAGUGUAUCAGAGUCAAAUGCCAAUGCAUCAAUAGAUGACAGUUCAUUACAAGACUCUGUGAGUGAGUUAGUUGACAGUGUAAAUUCAAUGCCUAGAGGCACGUUGAAGAGGCAUCGGGACAAUAGUGAAGAGGCAACUCAAGAUAUACUCAAUACUAAUACAGAGAUUGACUGUUCUGAAACUGAGAAACAAAUUUACAUUCAGCUUUAUCCAGACAGUGAUCUCAUUGACUUACGACUGAAAUCACAGUUCUUGCAGCAAUUAUCUCCUGACACAAGGCUGGUGUAUCUGGAUGAAAUGGAUAGCAGGACAGAAUCUCUCAUUCCUCAGAAAAUCCAUGAAUUCCUUGUGACCUUUUUUUCUCAAAAUCUUUCAAGUUCUGAGUGGCAGCUCCAAGUGGAUGACCUUUGCUGUCCAGAUAGUAAUGAUGAGUUGAUGGUUGCAACUCUAAGAAUUCUAAGAAGGACACUGCCCAUUUUCAUAAAAGCAUUCUCAUUGGGUCCAGCAAAUCCAUUGCAAGAUCUCACCUCUAUUGAGAAGACUCACCUCAAUGCUUUUAUACACCCAUAUCUAGAAGCAGCACUUUGGCACAUUGCCACAAUUAAUUACAUGGCUGGAGAAAUUCCUUCAUGGAAUCAUGUCAAUCGCGAAUGUUCUGAUGGGGCAGGUUUCAUGACCACUGCAGACAAAUUUGAACUCAUCUAUGUUGAAGGUGCUAGGCUUGAUGCAAAAGCUGAUAAAGAAAUAGCAGAUGCUAAAAAGAUUGGAAGAAAUCUGAGGAAAAUGUAUGUCCACAUCGUGAAAGAACAUGUUCAUGCAUGA